Messenger RNA from Volvox carteri f. nagariensis, 2271 nucleotides. RefSeq lists its product as uncharacterized. Gene Ontology annotation, biological process: TRAMP-dependent tRNA surveillance pathway; poly(A)-dependent snoRNA 3'-end processing; exonucleolytic trimming to generate mature 3'-end of 5.8S rRNA from tricistronic rRNA transcript (SSU-rRNA, 5.8S rRNA, LSU-rRNA). Lineage: Eukaryota; Viridiplantae; Chlorophyta; Chlorophyceae; Chlamydomonadales; Volvocaceae. The record is from RefSeq and is a predicted model, not a curated record. Gene Ontology annotation, molecular function: 3'-5'-RNA exonuclease activity; nucleic acid binding. Gene Ontology annotation, cellular component: nucleolus; nuclear exosome (RNase complex). Bases 1 to 2271 code for a protein of 756 amino acids. The transcript has 12 exons.
AUGACAUUAUCAGCUGCACUCACCACCAUCGCUGCUGCCGCCACUGCCGUCGCGGUCGUCCUAGGCACGCGCCAGCUUCGGCGGCGCAUCCGACCCCAGAAGCCCUUCCUGUCCGUGUUCGCUGACACUACCGACCAGCCCUUUCCCCACCUGCCGCCCCAACCGGACGAUGACGACGACGACUUCCAGCAGCGUUGUUGUGACUCUGGCUGUAGCAGCGGCGGCAGCGGUGGUGACAACACCGUGGCAGCCUCUACAGCUGCUGCUCCUGGAGCUACAGCCGCAGCGGCCGCCGCACCGCUACCUGAAGCAGCUCCAGGAAGACGUGGAGCUGCUGCGGGUGGCUCCCUACCUGCGGUGCACCCCUACCUGACCCGCAUUAAGCGACUUAUGGCCUCCACAGAAUGCCCCAUCCUGCGCCACCCGCCGCAGCCCCCACCGCUUCCACCGCAGAUAACGAACCAACCCAAGCCGCCAUCCAUAGCACCGGCAGCAGCGGCACCACCACCACCACCAGCAGUAGCAGCUGCUGCUCAGGGCUGCUCCACCUCGGGGUCGAGGCCCGCUGCGACCCGUGGGUCAGUCCUCCCAGGUUUCCAGCUCCACUGGGUAUCGAGUCCCAAGCAGCUGUACUGGCUGGGUCAGAGGCUGCGGCAGGAGCGGCAGAUCGGUUUGGACACGGAAGCCUCCCCACUGCUAUGCUACCACGGCAGGGUGUGCCUCAUACAACUAUCAGUCUGGGACGACACAGCCUCCCCGUGUGAUGGCGGUGAUGACGGGGGUAGCAGCGGCUGCAGCAGUGGCAGUGGCGGUAGUGGUGGUGGUGGCGGGCAUGUGUGGCUGGUGGACGCUCUGGCACUACGUGGCCAUGUGGGCGCUGCAUUGGGUGGGCUGAUGGCGGACCCACGGGUCGUGAAGGUGCUGCAUGGCGGAGGUAAUGAUGUGGUUUGGCUGCAGCGGGACUUCCGCGUGUACCUGGUCAAUGUGUUUGACACGGAGAAGGCCAGCCAGGCGAGUGGGGGCCGGGGGGAGGGGGCCGGGGGAAGGGGGCAUCCGGAGGUCGUUUUGCACCAACAGUACCCGUGCGACUGGUGUGACCAGUGGCGGAGUCUCCUGCCAUCGCUCCUAUUGCUGCUGCCGGGGAAUCCUUUCGAAGCUCACAUGUGUGGCCCUGCUUGUUUUUGGUUGUUUUUGAAGGUACUGGGCUACGAGAAUCGUGCCCUGGCCUCCCUGCUAUCGCGCAUUGUGGGCCUGGAUGUGGGGGCCGAGAAGGCGGCGGGGCAGCGGGCCGACUGGAGGAGGCGGCCGCUGCCACCGGCACUGUUGCGCUACGCUGCAGCUGACGUGGCGUAUUUGCCGUACCUUGCUGACGUACUUCGCAGGGAGCUGGCGGCGCUAGGACCCACCCGGUGGGCCCAGCUGCAGCAGCAGCAGCAGCAGCAGCAGCAGGACAUGUGCGGCAGGGCACCAACCCAGGGAGGACCAGUAGCUGCAGCGGGAGCAGCAGCAGGCCCCAGACCCAUGUGUACGGCACUGGGACAAGCGGUGCUCCGAAGCCAUCAGCUGAGUCUCACGCUAUACAAGAAGCCGCUGUCGGAUGCGGCGGAGCAGCAGGAGCAGCAACAACAACAGGAGCAGCGGGAGGAGGAGGAAAGGGAGGCGGCGGGAAUGGUGAUGUCGAUUCGGAAGCUGACGGUGCUGAUGGAGGUGGUGAAGAACGGAUCCAGGAUGCCCCUGGAGCGAGUCAGGCAGUUGGAGGGGCUGGUCAAGGCGGCACUAGGUCGGGACCCGGAGGCCGAGGAUCCCGGACUGAGAUCUGGAGACUUGCAGGCGGCAUUGCUGGCGGCUGCAUCUGAGUCAGUGGCAGCAAGGCCGACAGCGCUGACCCCAAUUAUAAGUAUGGACAACCCCCGGGCUGUUGAGUGGCUGGAUAGCGGUCACCUGUGGCAUGGAGAGUGUGUGGUGAAGCUGGCCAUGCAGCGAGGAGGCGAGCAGGAGCUGAUGCAGCUCAUAAAGAGGUUCCGCACAUGUUUCGUGGAGGCUCUACAGCCGCAGUACCUGCCCCCCGCCUGGGGAGUGGACCACUCGGCCCGCCGGGACUUCGGACCCUACUCCGUGUAUGCCCACAGGGAGGGCCCCCAGCGGCAGGAGGAGUGUGGAGGUGGUCAUGGGGAGGGGCAUGGGCAGCAGGGGUGCUAUGGUUGCUCGGCUGCUCCUCUAUCUGUUACCGCAAUCGUGCUCGCUGCCAUCGGAGCGGUUACCUUUCGCUAG